CAGUCUCAACGCCUUCUUUUUGCGCCGCCCGCUUUCCCUCCCUGAAUUCCGCCUGCACUGGCCAAACACCUACCCGUCUGCCUCACCACCCACCUCCCCUUCAUCCAUUCAUCCAUCCCACCCGCCUUCCCCCAUCUUCACACACCACCACACCCCUCCUCCGACCAUCCCUCUCCUUCGCCGCGGCACUCCAUACCCUCUUUUUCCGCGAAACAGUCGUUGACGGGUUGCGCAGAUGGCGGAGAUCCGUCGCAAGUUGGUCAUUGUUGGUGAUGGUGCGUGCGGAAAGACGUGUCUGCUCAUCGUCUUCUCCAAGGGCACUUUCCCCGAGGUCUACGUGCCCACCGUCUUCGAGAACUACGUUGCCGAUGUCGAGGUGGAUGGCAAACACGUGGAACUAGCGUUGUGGGAUACGGCGGGCCAGGAAGACUACGACCGACUGCGACCCCUGUCCUACCCCGACUCGCACGUCAUCCUCAUCUGCUUCGCCGUCGACUCCCCCGACUCCCUCGACAAUGUGCAAGAGAAGUGGAUCUCGGAGGUUCUGCAUUUCUGCCAGGGCCUGCCCAUUAUCCUUGUCGGAUGCAAGAAGGACUUGAGAUACGAUGCCAAGACGAUGGAGGAGCUGCACAAGACGUCGCAGAAGCCGGUGACCCCUGAGCAGGCCGAAGACGUGCGCAAGAAGAUUGGCGCGCAGAAAUACCUGGAAUGCUCGGCCAAGACCAAUGACGGGGUGAGGGAGGUGUUUGAGCACGCGACGCGCGCCGCCCUGCUCACCAGGGCAUCAAAGAGCGGGAGGAAAAAGUUCUGCAUGAUCUUGUAAACGAAGACAUGCACCGCACUCCCCUGCCCAACCGUGUUGCAACGAGCAAGGCGGUGACGAACUCUGGUAAUGAGUGGAAGUGGCCGAUGCGAGCGGCACAGGGGUAAAGUGAUGACGGAGAAUCGGUCGGUCUCUAUCUUUCCGUGACUGGAGUAGCACUGAAUCUGGGGUUUGAUUGCUGUCUUUUUUCUCGAUGGGAUUACCUUCUUUCAAGAUUGCCUGUUUUACUCGUGGUGCUGAGGGGCUUUGCUUGUGUCGAGAGGGGCAUGUCUUUUGAUGAUGAUUAUGUGGAUGGGAGGGGGCGAGACGUGCAAGCAAUCAGACAGGCAGACAGUCAGACACGAAGUGCAUGCAUGGAAUU
Molecule: messenger RNA, 1184 nt
Organism: Neohortaea acidophila
Lineage: Eukaryota; Fungi; Ascomycota; Dothideomycetes; Mycosphaerellales; Teratosphaeriaceae
Product: GTP-binding protein rhoA
Exons: 5
Coding region: 236-823 (195 amino acids)
Biological process (GO): small GTPase-mediated signal transduction
Molecular function (GO): GTPase activity; GTP binding
Source: RefSeq, a predicted model, not a curated record